AUGGCUUCUUCAAAGAGAUGGGCAAGCAUCAUAUCGUCUAUUGCUUCUUUUCUUCAUUUCUUUGUCAUAAUCUUUCAAGUGCCCGUUUUCAGGGUACCAUGUAGGACUGGAACAUGUACUUCACCUGUAGAGGUCAUGUCCUCCCACUUGAUUGCAACUGAACUCUAUCCUGCAUUUGGGCCCAAGGCUCUUCUGUAUCCUGGUGCCAUUGCUAGAUCUUAUAUCAAGAACAGAACCUUCCCAUGCUAUAGUAAAUUGUCGAAGCUAUAUAACUUGACCAAUCUGAGGAAAACCUCUGCAUCGACUGAUCUCCAGCACCUAGAGAUUCUGGCAGGAAGCUACUUAGCAGUGGCAGGAGCAGUAUUAGGUCUCAUAAGGCUGGGCAGGACGAGCCUCUUUGGAACACUGCUUAUCCUAUGGGGCUUUGUAAGAGAAGUCAUCCUGAAAAACUCUGCUAAUGUGAAUUCCGCGAGGAGUAUCCAUAUCUACCCAGUAACAAUGUGCAUUGCUCUUCUUUGUGCUUUCUUGACUAUAAGAAAGGAUGUUAGAAAGCUUAUCCGUUGUUGCAGAACUCGGCGAGGUGCAAAGUCUCUACGGUUUAAAGCGAAAAUUAUGUGAUACUUGCUACUGGAUUAGCAUUUUUAUAUGUAUAGAAAGCAACCAUUCUUUGGAUUAUAUGGCAGAAAAAAAUAGAGGAUGUUGCAUUUGGAGUGCUACGUCUUUAGAGACUUAUCAGAAAACAUAUGGAAUAUUGGAUGCAUAGGAGGAGUAUGUUUUGGAUCGUCUUGUGGCUUGUAAUUGGUUCGUCAGCUUUUCUCAACCACUGAGAAUGAAAGGAGAAGCUCUAUUUGUUGCAGUGGCUGUAAGAAACGAGGAAUUUCGAAGAUAUAAAAUUCAGAGAAUUUCCAAGACCGUCGAAAGUAGAUUUUAAAGGGGGACCGGACCUCCUGUAAAGCACCGAUUGCCAUAGCCAUGGGGUCCUCGGAGAAAGGCAACUCCGUGGGUUUUGGCAAGUAGUGUAUGCGGACGAAUAUCUUUUUGUCUCUUCCUAGGGUUUAGCUUUCCAUGAGGGGUCACACACAUCAAUUGUAGGUGUGCACUUGCAAUCAAA
Populus nigra (black poplar) is the source of this 1111-nucleotide messenger RNA. RefSeq lists its product as uncharacterized. The transcript is spliced from 3 exons. The coding region runs from base 1 to 618 and encodes 205 amino acids. Lineage: Eukaryota; Viridiplantae; Streptophyta; Magnoliopsida; Malpighiales; Salicaceae. The record is from RefSeq and is a predicted model, not a curated record.